GCACUAGCGGACACCAUGGCUCUGCAGGUGGGGAUCCUGGCGCUGGUGGAAGGCCGCCGUCUGCGCCGGAUGGGCCUCCAGGAGUCGGGCUGGAACAGGCUGUUCCUCCGACAGCAGGGCACCGGCCUGCUGGUCUACUCGCUGGUCAUAGACUCGCAGCGUCGCCUGGAGCCGGAGCAUGUGCGCAGUGCGCUGGCCGCCCUGCAGAGGCAGUACCCGCUGCUGCGCGCGCGCGUGGAGCGGGUGGACGGCGCCGAGCACCUGGUGGCCGGGCCGUGUCCGGACGUGCCGCUGGCGGUACUUCCCCCGGCCCGUCACUGGCUGGCCGAACACCACCGCCAGCUGCGGCACGUGCACAUCGACCCGGCCGCCGAGCCGCUCUGGAAGGCGGCGCUGCUGCACGAGCCGGCCGGCCUGGCGGCCGCGCCGACGGCGGCGCCGCACCGGGCCGUGCUCUACUUCUGCAUCUGCCAUAGCAUCACGGACGGAUCCAGCAACGGCCUGCUGCUGGGCCGCUUCCUGGAGAACCUGGACCGGCUGGCGGCCGGCGGCCAGCCGGACGUCUCUCAGACGGCCCCGCUGCCAGCCCCGGUCGAGGAGCUCGCCAAGAAGCAGCCGCGGCCGCCGCUGAGCCUGGCGCUGGUGCGCGCCGCGCUGCGCACAAUGCGUGUAUGGUACGGCCGCGAUCAGCACCCGUUCCUGGACCGGUUCGUGGCGCCGCUGGACCCGGACCGGCCGCUGGAGAGCUACUGGAACCAGAUGCUGCCGCAGGUGAUGUCGCAGCCCGAGUCGGAGCGGCUGCGCGCUCUGUGCCGCCAGCACGGGGUGACAAUGAACGCGGCCGUGUCGGCGGCCGUCAGUCUGGCGGCGGCGCGCCUGCUGGCGGCCCCCGGCGCGCCGGCCGGCGCCGUGUCGCCGCCCGUCUCGCUGCCCACUCUCUGGAUGGUCAACAUGCGCCGCUACCUGCCGGAGGCGCGUGGCGUGCCCAUGGCCGGCGCCGGCCUCCUGUUCGACUCUGUGCGCGUGUCUCGCACGGACGGCGACCACUUCUGGCAGCUGGCUGCUCAGGUGCGCGACCAACUGAACGACCACCUCGACAGCCGUCUGCUGCUGAAAACCAUCGAGCCGUUCUACCGCGGCCUCAGCCCUCCCGAGAAGCCGCCGCCGCCGCCGACCGCGCCUGUACCGCCGCGCAGCAAAAUCCUGUACGGCAUCAACAACAUCGGCUCGCUGGACACCGUGUUUCCGCGCACGGUGCACGUGCGAGCCGCCGAGCUGCACCGCACGUACCGCGACCACGCUACCACCAGCGCGUUCGGCAGCCACUGCUUCCAGACGGUGGCUGGCCGGCUCUGCUACGACCUGAACUUUGUGAACGGCCGCGCCGGGCCGCAGCACGCCGAGCGCUUCUCUCGGGAGGUGAUGCAGGUGCUCAGGGAGGUGGUCGGCGACGGGCAGGGCGGACAGUGAGGGAGGAGAUACAACGGAAUACGCCAGGCAAGGUAGACAGUGAGGGAGGGGAAACACCGGAA
Messenger RNA from Amphibalanus amphitrite, 1532 nucleotides. RefSeq lists its product as uncharacterized. Lineage: Eukaryota; Metazoa; Arthropoda; Thecostraca; Balanomorpha; Balanidae. The coding region runs from base 16 to 1470 and encodes 484 amino acids. The record is from RefSeq and is a predicted model, not a curated record. The transcript is spliced from 2 exons.